This is a messenger RNA of Hipposideros armiger (great roundleaf bat), 2069 nucleotides long. RefSeq names its product ubiquitin like modifier activating enzyme 6 (gene UBA6). The annotation marks the transcript as partial. The record is from RefSeq and is a predicted model, not a curated record. The transcript is spliced from 23 exons. Gene Ontology annotation, molecular function: ubiquitin activating enzyme activity. Gene Ontology annotation, cellular component: cytoplasm; nucleus. Gene Ontology annotation, biological process: DNA damage response; protein ubiquitination; ubiquitin-dependent protein catabolic process. NCBI's taxonomy places the organism in Eukaryota, Metazoa, Chordata, Mammalia, Chiroptera, Hipposideridae.
AUGAAUGCUUGUGUUAUAUGUACAAAUAAAAAUUUGCCCAUCAUGUCAACAGAAUCUGUGGAGAUUGAUGAUGCAUUAUACAGUCGACAGAGAUAUGUUCUUGGAGACACAGCAAUGCAGAAGAUGGCCAAGUCCCAUGUUUUCUUAAGCGGUAUGGGUGGUCUUGGUUUGGAAAUUGCAAAGAAUCUUACUCUUGCAGGAAUUAAGGUGAGAAAAUAUCCUUGCUAUACUGCUUUUUAUGAAUGGACACUCCAUUCUUUUCUAACACGAAAAUUCAUCAGUGCAGAUAUACAUGGGAUUUGGUCACGGUUGUUUUGUGAUUUUGGUGAUGAAUUUGAAGUUUUAGAUAGAACAGGAGAAGAACCAAGAGAAAUCUUCAUUUCAAAUAUAACGCAAGCUAAUCCUGGCAUUGUCACUUGCCUUGAAAAUCAUCCUCACAAACUUGAGACAGGACAAUUCUUAACAUUUCGAGAAAUUAAUGGAAUGACGGGCUUAAACGGAUCUACACAACAAAUAACUGGGAAUGCAAGAAAGGGAGCAGGUUUUGGAGAAAAGGAAUCAUUGGAGAGGCAGAUAAAACACCCAAAGUGCCUUAUUGCGGAUCUGAGCAAACCUGAGGCACCUUUAGAGAUUCAUACAGCUAUGCUUGCAUUGGACCAGUUUCAAGAGAACUACAGUCGCAAGCCAAAUAUUGGGUAAUGUCCCUUUUUUUCUUAUUAUAAAAGCAGUAUUUCAGAAAUUAUAGGUUAAAAAAUUUAAAAACCUGAAGUAAAUUCUGACAUUGUGCAUUGGCUCUCUUGGACAGCCCAAGGCUUUUUACCCCCACUUGCUGCAGCAGUAGGAGGAGUUGCCAGCCAAGAAGUAUUGAAAGCUGUGACAGGAAAGUUUUCUCCUUUGUGCCAGUGGUUAUACAUUGAAGCUGCAGAUAUUGUCGAAUCCUUAGGCAAACCUGAACAUGAAGAAUUUCUCCCACGAGGAGAUAGAUAUGAUGCCUUAAGAGCCUGCAUUGGAAACACUUUGUGUCAGAAGCUACAAAAUUUGAAUAUCUUCUUAGUAGGAUGUGGAGCCAUAGGCUGUGAAAUGUUAAAAAAUUUUGCUUUACUUGGUGUUGGCACAAGCAAAGAGAAGGGAAUGGUUACAGUUACAGAUCCAGACUUGAUUGAGAAAUCCAACUUGAAUAGACAGUUCUUAUUUCGUCCUCAUCAUAUACAGGCUGCUAUCGAGCAUACUAUACAGUGGGCAAGAGAUAAGUUUGAAAGUUCCUUUUCCCAUAAACCUUCAUUGUUUAACAAAUUUUGGCAAACCUAUCCAUCUGCAGAAGAAGUCUUGCAGAAGAUACAAACUGGACAUAGUUUAGAAGGCUGUUUUCAAGUUAUUAAGUUACUUAGCAGAAGACCUAGAAGUUGGUCCCAGUGUGUAGAAUUAGCAAGAUUAAAGUUUGAAAAAUAUUUCAAUCAUAAGGCUCUUCAGCUUCUUCACUGUUUCCCUUUGGAUACUCGAUUAAAAGAUGGCAGUUUGUUUUGGCAAUCACCAAAGAGACCCCCCUCUCCAAUAAAAUUUGAUUUCAAUGAGCCUUUUUUAGGUACAGAUUGUGAUAACAUUAAUGAACAUAUAUUCGUAUAUUUAAAGGUUGUUCAAACAGAUGAAACAGCAAGGAAACCAGACCAUGUUCCUAUCAGCAGUGAAGAUGAGAGGAAUGCUAUUUUCCAACUAGAAAAGGCUAUUUCAUCUAAUGAAGCUACCAAAAGUGACCUUCAGAUGGCAGUGCUUGCAUUUGAAAAAGAUGAUGAUCAUAAUGGGCACAUAGAUUUCAUCACAGCUGCAUCAAACCUUCGUGCCAAAAUGUAUAGCAUUGAGCCAGCUGACCGUUUCAAAACAAAGCGCUUAGCUGGUAAAAUUAUACCUGCUAUAGCAACAUCCACUGCUGCAGUGUCUGGCUUGGUUACAUUGGAGAUGAUCAAAGUAGCUGGUGGCUAUCCCUUUGAAGCCUACAAAAAUUGUUUUCUUAACUUAGCCCUUCCAAUUAUAGUGUUUACAGAGACAUCUGAAGUAAGAAAAGCUGAAAUCAG